Molecule: messenger RNA, 1987 nt
Organism: Chlamydomonas reinhardtii
Lineage: Eukaryota; Viridiplantae; Chlorophyta; Chlorophyceae; Chlamydomonadales; Chlamydomonadaceae
Exons: 7
Coding region: 48-1340 (430 amino acids)
Biological process (GO): chlorophyll metabolic process
Cellular component (GO): chloroplast
Molecular function (GO): chlorophyllase activity
Source: RefSeq, a predicted model, not a curated record
CUUAGUUUGUCAACACUGCGCGCAAUAGGUAAACUGUCGCUGCAAAAAUGCAGGCCCUUCAGAGCCACUCGUCUAACGCGCUGCUGAAGCGUGCAUGCGCGCGCACCGCCACACUGCCCGUGGUCGCUGCUCGUACGAACCGGCGUCUUAGCACUGUUGCCCGCGCAGCGGCUGACGCGGCCGGCGUGAACCCUUUCGCGGCCGCUGCCCCUGGUCUUGCCCCGUCCCCGGCCAGCACCCCGGCGCCCGCCGCGCCUUCAAACGACCAGGGCGAUGGCUGGACCACCCAUACCUGGAAGUGGCGUGGCUACACCAUUUCCUAUAAAACGGCGGGUUGCGGCGAGCCCAUCCUUUUGGUGCACGGCUUUGGCCUGAGCUCCUUCCAUUACCGCCACCAGCUGCGGACCCUCGGGCAGAAAUACAAGGUGUACGCCAUCGACCUGCUGGGCUUUGGCGGUUCCUCCAAGCCUAUUAUCCAGUACAGCAUGGAGCUGUGGCGCGACCUGCUUGUGGACUUCAUGGCCGAGUUCAUGGGCGGCAAGCCGGCCGUGCUGGUGGGCAACAGCAUCGGCGCCUUGGCGUGCCUCAUGACCAACGUGGCGGCUCCGGAGGGUGCGGUUCGUGGCACGGUACUGCUGAACUCGGCGGGCGCGAUGAACAACAAGGGCGUGAUCGGCGACUGGCGCAUCGUGGCCGUGUACCCGCUGCUGUUGCUGAUCGACUUCCUGCUGUCCAUCCCCGCCGUGUCGGCGGCGCUGUUCAAGAACCUCGCGCGCAAGGAAAACAUCAGCCAGAUCCUCAAGGACGGCGUGUACCGCGACCCCAGCAAGGUGGAUGCGCGCCUAGUGGACGAGAUCCUAGCCCCCAGCCAGGACCCGGGUGCUCGCGAGGUGUUCGUAUCCGUCAUCACCGGUCCGCCCGGCCCCAAGCCCUGGCAGCUCAUGCCGCAGCUCAAGGGGCCGCUGCUGGUGCUGUGGGGAGACAAGGACACGCUCACGCCCGCGGACGGCCCCGUGGGCAAGUACCUCAAGGACCUGCCCGGCAAGCGGCCCGACACGUCGUUUGUGAUGCUGGAGGACGUGGGGCACUGCCUGCACGACGACCGGCCCGAGCUAGUGCACAGCCACCUGCUGCCCUGGCUGGAGGCCGUCAUGGCGGGCCGCCCCACCUGCGCCCAAGUGGGCACCAGCACCACCAGCACCAGCAGCACCAGCAGCGCACCCGUCCUGAUUGGAGAGGAUGAUGUGGUGGGCUUGGCGUCUGCCUCGGUGUCGGGCUCGGAGGCUGAGGUGGAGCUGGCUCCCACGGGCGCGGAGAAGGAGGCGCCCGCCUCGCAAUGAUCCCCGCCUCUCACCUGUUUUAAUCAAUUGGGGAAGUGUGUGUCGUUCAUUAUCGUGUUAUCACAGGCACGUGAGUGGUCGUGGUAUCUGCGGUUGCACGCCACAAGUUUUGAAGACUUAACUUCGACGUAAUGAGAGAUUACGGAAAUUGUUUGGCUGGGGUUUAUUUCAAGGUAUGAAUGACCGUAACACUGCAGUGGCUGUCCCUGCGCACACGCGGCAGUGCCUGACAUGCGCAGACCCACAAAUGUGUACCGGUACUGCAGGUUAGCCGUAUGAUUUUAUAUAGGAAGAGUGGCUGUGUUGAAUGAAGUUAGGGGAUGGUGAGCACGAGAGAGUAACGCGAGCGAAUGCGGUAACAAGGAGACUCGCACAAGGGCUUCGAGCGGGUUCACGUGCCUUUACGGCUUUACGCAACACGCUGAAACGGCUGAGGAAGGGGUGGAGCGGUUGGCGCCUCUCCGGCGCGGCACUGUGAAGUUGUAGCGCUGACACAUAAAGCGCCGAUGCAAAGGACUCCCCAUGAGGCCCUGAGCGCCCUGACGUGGAUUGGGUCUGAAUAUGCUCAUGGUCCGCCAGUCACAAGUCAGGAAAUUUCAGAGCCCGUAUCGACACGAUUACAAUAACUUUCUGUUACCCUUCUAUCU